UAGAAGCGUCAUUUUCCCGUCUCCGUCCUUGCGAGUAUGGGGUGCAACCAGUCGUCGGAAGCGCACCAGCCUGUACGACGCGAGCCCGAGCGGCCGAAUCCUGCGCCAAUCCCUCCGCUCGCACGUGUCGAUACCAAGCCCGUAUUCCAGACGAAUGUCCUACCGCCCAACACGACCACAGCCGAGGUUGACUGGAGUCAGUAUGCUGAGCUUGAGCAAUUCAAGGCCCAGUAUUGGGUUGAUAUCGAAGAUCUCACGAUUGUGCGUCCUGUCAAGUCGAGCUACAUGAAGACUGAAAUGGGCAACUUGCAUGGAGAGUCUGUCUUGCUCAAGUCGAUUGACACGGCUGCGCCAGCCGACACGAUCGUCAAAUCGCGCAAAGCUUUGGUUGCUGAAAUCUCGUCGAUGGCGCGAACGCACCAUCCCAACAUCGUUGGGUUCAAGGGAUUCUCCAUCAGCCCUGAAAUGGGCUUGGUGUGCAUUUCAGAGUACAUGGAGAGCAAAACUCUUCGUGGGUUGCUGGACAACCCGAAGCAAUUUGCCAAGCUCACGUGGGCGAACGAAAAGAUCAACUUCGCCAUCGACAUUUGCUCGGCGCUUGUGUACAUGCAUCAGCUUAAGCCAACGUUGAUCCAUCGCAACGUGAAGGCAUCCAAAGUUCUCUUGAAUCGAUCUCGCACGAAAGCCAAACUCAGCGGGUUCGGCGCGAGCCGCGACCGGUCGUUCGAACAGGAAAUGACCAACAAAAUCGGCGAAAUCGAAUGGAGUGCGCCGGAACUUAUCAUGGACGAUGAAGACUACACGGAAAAGAUUGACGUGUACUCGUUUGGGGUGCUUCUCACCGAGCUCGACACGGGGGCGCUCCCGUAUGCCGACAUCAAGGAUACGAUGCACGCGACUGCGCUCACCAACAAACUUGUGUCUGGCGCGCUGCGGCCGAAACUGAGCCCUGAAUGUCCCGCCGAGAUCGCCAAGGUCGUCAAGCACUGCCUGCAACAGGACCCGCACAUUCGUCCGUCCAGCGCCAAGGUGCUCGAGAUGCUUAAGGCGGCCAAGGCGUCGCUGACCAGCCCGGAGCAGCACCCUUGAUGUGCUGCCUCCACAUUUAUUAGUACUACUACUUCAACUACUACCUUCUCCUAGUAGUAGUACGUCGACCGAUCUCGAUGAAUGAAAAAGCCCAUCGCUACCAA
Messenger RNA from Aphanomyces invadans, 1193 nucleotides. Its product is annotated as TKL protein kinase. Gene Ontology annotation, molecular function: protein kinase activity; ATP binding. Gene Ontology annotation, biological process: protein phosphorylation. The transcript has a single exon. NCBI's taxonomy places the organism in Eukaryota, Oomycota, Saprolegniomycetes, Saprolegniales, Verrucalvaceae. The record is from RefSeq and is a predicted model, not a curated record. The coding region runs from base 37 to 1089 and encodes 350 amino acids.